ACAAGGAAUUUCUCUGGUCUCUCUGUCUCUCUCUCUCUCUGUCCAUCUGUGAAGCAGCUGACAUCCAUGGCGAUCAUUGGCGGCGAUUACUCAAUUGUUUUUUGGGAGCAAUUUGGUGGAAUCUGCAAAUUGCGCGCCAGUAUACAAAUGGUACCAAUUUUCAGUCGGACAGGUGCAUAGAGAAGCGCUGGCAAUUUUGAGUUCAGAGAUUGCACUGGUGAUUCUGAGUUCAAAUAUCUGCUGGAAAGUUGUUCCCGAGUUGUUAUUGAAGGAUGUUUCAUCUUGAGAAACUGAAAUUCUCAUGGUCUUUGGCCGGAGCGAUUGCUUCUAUUGUGGCAUUGAUUUCGUUGGUUCAUCUAUUCGUGUAUCCCGUUGUACCUUCUUUGGAUUAUUUAAGUGCUCAAAGAGUUCAAAACUCUUGCCUGCCAUUAAAUGGAUCGAGUGAGGGAGGCACGAGUAAUGGUCAGGGAAUAAAAUCACGUGUUAAUCUGGAUAACCAAUUCCCAGCCGACUCUCACUACGCGGUGGUGUAUCGUGGUGCACCUUGGAAGGCCAGGAUAGGUAGGUGGCUAUCUGGCUGUGAUUCUGUAACAGAGGAAGUCAAUGUUGUUGAGGUUAUAGGUGGCCUGAGCUGCAAAGAUGAUUGUAGUGGUCAAGGCAUUUGUAACCACGAGUUAGGGCAAUGCCGUUGCUUUCAUGGUUUCAGUGGGGAAGGAUGCUCCGAGAAAUUGCAUCUGGACUGCAAUUACCCAGCAUCAUCGGAGCUACCAUUUGGGCGAUGGGUUGUCUCAAUUUGCUCUGCUCACUGCGAUACAACUAGAGCCAUGUGCUUUUGUGGAGAAGGAACCAAGUAUCCAAACCGUCCAGUGGCUGAGGCAUGUGGGUUUCAAGUGAAGCUGCCUUCUAAAGAUGGAGGUCCCAAAGUAACUGAUUGGGCAAAAGCUGACUUGGAGAAUAUAUUCACAACGAAUGGUAGUAUGCCAGGAUGGUGUAAUGUGGAUCCAGCUGAUGUUUAUUCUUCCAAGGUACAUUUCAAGGAGGAGUGUGACUGUAAAUAUGAUGGCCUAUGGGGUAGGUUUUGUGAAGUGCCAGUGCUGUGCACUUGUAUCAAUCAGUGCUCUGGACAUGGAUACUGUCGUGGUGGAUUCUGUCAGUGUGAGAAUGGUUGGUAUGGAGAUGAUUGCAGUAUUCCGUCGGUGGUGUCAUCUGUGGGAGACUGGCCUCGAUGGUUACGCCCAGCUCAAAUUGAAGUUCCUACUAAUAAGAAUCUCACGGGGACUCUUGUCCGUCUCAACACUUCUCUAAGAAGGAAGAGGCCACUUAUAUACGUGUAUGAUCUGCCCCCAGAAUUUAACAGUCUACUUCUCGAGGGACGACACUUCAAGUUUGAAUGUGUCAACAGAAUCUAUGAUGACAGGAAUGCAACUCUGUGGACAGACCAGCUGUAUGGCUCCCAGAUGGCACUCUAUGAAAGUAUCUUAGCUAGUCCACACAGGACACUGAAUGGUGAAGAAGCAGAUUUUUUCUUCGUGCCUGUUCUUGAUUCAUGCAUAAUUACUCGUGCUGAUGAUGCGCCUCAUUUGAGUAUGCAGGACCAUAUGGGUUUGAGGAGCUCUCUCACCUUGGAUUUUUACAAGAAGGCAUACUAUCACAUAGUUUCCCAAUAUCCCUUUUGGAACCGUUCAUCUGGAAAGGACCACAUAUGGUCUUUUUCCUGGGAUGAAGGUGCUUGCUAUGCCCCCAAGGAGAUAUGGAACAGCAUGAUGUUGGUUCACUGGGGUAAUACAAAUUCAAAGCACAACCACUCAACCACAGCCUACUGGGCUGAUAACUGGGAUCGAAUUUCUUUGGAUCGAAAGGGGGACCAUCCAUGUUUCGACCCUGAUAAAGAUCUAGUUCUUCCUGCAUGGAAGAUCCCUGAUGCAAAUGCUGUAAACUUGAAUCUUUGGGCUAGGCCCUAUGAGAAAAGGAAAAAACUGUUCUAUUUCAAUGGAAAUUUGGGACCAGCUUAUGCAAAUGGAAGGCCGGAAGACACCUAUAGCAUGGGUAUCAGACAGAAGUUGGCAGAAGAAUUUGGAUCAAGCCCUAACAAAGAAGGGAAGCUUGGGAGACAGCAUGCUGAAGAUGUGAUAGUGACCCCACUGCGUUCUGACAACUAUCACGAGGAUUUAGCUAGUUCUAUUUUUUGUGGGGUGCUGCCUGGAGAUGGUUGGAGCGGUCGAAUGGAAGAUAGUAUAUUGCAGGGAUGCAUUCCUGUGGUCAUUCAGGAUGGGAUAUACUUGCCAUAUGAGAAUGUACUCAACUAUGAAAGCUUUGCGGUUCGUUUACGUGAAGAUGGAAUUCCUGACAUGAUAAAGAUUCUGCGGGGAUUCAAUGAGACAGAAGUGAGGUUCAAGCUGGCAAAUGUUCAGAAAAUCUGGCAGAGGUUCAUGUACCGAGAUUCGAUUCUGCUAGAGGCUGAGAGGCAGAGAAAUGCUUUCAGUAGAGUGGACGACUGGGCAAGUGCAUUUCUGAAGUUCAGUGAAGAUGAUGUCUUUGCCACAUUUCUGCAGGUCUUGCACUAUAAGUUACACAAUGAUCCAUGGAGGCAACAAGUUGAUCAUCAGAAUAAGGAGUUUGGGCUGCCACAAGAGUGCCUCAUGAAAACCACCUGAAUUACCAUAUCAAUCCCUGAAGGGAGUUCUCGGGUAUUGCGGGAGCUGAGUGUAUAUCAAUAGAAGAGAAACUGCAGAUAGUAGCAACAACUCUUCUUCGAAUGAGCUACAGAUGCUGAUGACUUACUGGAUUAAAGAAAGUGCAUGCAGUGCCACACCAUCCCGAGAACCACAGUUUUGCGAAGAUGGUGCCAAACUCCGGCAUAUUUUCUAAACAAAGGCGAACGUGAGUACAGGCGUUUUUUCCCUUCUCACACGUAAAAUCUAUCAUGAUCAGUAAUUAGAGGAAAGUAUCUCAAUUUUUCUAAGAAAUGUCUAUAUUUAUUGGUUCUUUCACAGUCAGUAGUCAUCAUAAACAGAAAGCUAGAUCCCUUCCUUGCUCGAUAUCAUUAUACGGGAGCCCAAGCCAGAGGGUAGUCCCAAUAAUUUCAGACAUAUUUGAUUACAGAAGUUCAGAAUCCCAAACACUUUUUAUCUAUGCAAUUGUUUCAUGAGCAAA
Messenger RNA from Syzygium oleosum, 3153 nucleotides. RefSeq lists its product as uncharacterized. The transcript is spliced from 15 exons. Bases 273 to 2654 code for a protein of 793 amino acids. Gene Ontology annotation, molecular function: glycosyltransferase activity. Lineage: Eukaryota; Viridiplantae; Streptophyta; Magnoliopsida; Myrtales; Myrtaceae. The record is from RefSeq and is a predicted model, not a curated record.